AUGACUUCCACCCGCGCUAACUUGUCUCCCCUAACAGAAGAUGAAAUUGACCGCUUUCUGAGAAUACGGCGCGAGAUAUGUGACAAGCUUAUAAGCUGGAACGUGAAUCUCAUAAGCGAUCCAAGAAUCAGCGGAACACUUUCUGACAAUCUCAGACAACUGAUGGAGCAGGACUUUACUGAGCUCACAACGCUACACAAUAGAAUUCGGGAGAGUUGGAUCAUGUCAGAUGCAGAUCGCAACGGCUGGAACACUUGCUGGCAGACAAAGGCCGAUAGGAUCCGUGAGUAUAUGCAAACAUUGACCCGAGAUCUUGCUAACCCACCUGCAUAUUAUCAUCAAGCUGAGCUUGCUGAGAUGUUGAGUAUACUGGCAGUCUGCAUUGGCCACCUGCACUAUCGCAAGCAAGUUGACGAGCAUGUCCGACAGAUGCGAGAUGCGGCACAAGAGAUGAACCAUCGCCGUGCCACACAGGGUUACUUUGGACCUCAUCUUGGAAUUGUCUGGGAUGAGCUUUUUGAAUUGAUGAAUUGUGGGUGUGACUUUUGCUGGACAGGUUACUGA
Molecule: messenger RNA, 564 nt
Organism: Penicillium cataractarum
Lineage: Eukaryota; Fungi; Ascomycota; Eurotiomycetes; Eurotiales; Aspergillaceae
Exons: 1
Coding region: 1-564 (187 amino acids)
Source: RefSeq, a predicted model, not a curated record